This is a messenger RNA of Guillardia theta CCMP2712, 894 nucleotides long. RefSeq lists its product as hypothetical. The transcript is spliced from 8 exons. The coding region runs from base 1 to 894 and encodes 297 amino acids. The record is from RefSeq and is a predicted model, not a curated record. Lineage: Eukaryota; Cryptophyceae; Pyrenomonadales; Geminigeraceae.
AUGGCACCGAGGAGGAUGCCAAGGGACUCAGCGGGUGCGGACGUGGGGAAUCCUUCUGAAUGCGGCUGUGUGGAGGGAUGGAGCAAGAGCAACGUGCCAUGCUCGUUCUCCCCCAAGCUCAAGCGUUGGAUCCAUCGCACUCGUUCAGCGAUGGGCGGAGAGAGCGUGAGCAUACAGCAGCAGCAGCAGCAGCAGAGUAGCUCAAAGCUAGGUCGGUGGCUCCACCGCACGAGACUGUCGUUGCAGCAGAGCAGGGACUCGUUGCCGUCAGCCUCUUUCCAAGCAGACCCCAAGAAGCUUGAGCGAUGGCUGCUGAGGAGCCGGACGCAGGUGGAAGGAGCUGAAGAGCAGAAGGCGGAGGAGCUGCUGCAGAUCUGGACAAGUGCGCUAGGAGACAUCAAGGAAUGGGAGGAGGACCAAGAGGAGGCGAAGAACUGCAGGAGGAAAGCACAAGUAGAGAAACGCAAGCUCAAGCUCAAGCUCAAAUUCAGGCUCAAGCUCAGGCACAAGCUCAAGCUCAAGCUCAGGCACAAGCUCAAGCUCAAGCUCAAGCUCAAGCUCAAGCACAAGCUCAGGCACAAGCUCAGGCACAAUCUCAAGCUCAAGCUCAAGCUCAAGCUCAAGCUCAAGCACAAGCUCAAGCUCAGGCACAAGCUCAAGCUCAAGCUCAGGCACAAGCUCAAGCUCAGGCACAAGCUCAACCUCAACCUCAACCUCAAGCACAAGCUCAAGCUCAGGCACAUGCUCAAGCACAUGCUCAAGCUCAAGCUCAAGCUCAAGCUCAAGCUCAAGCUCAAGCUCAAGCUCAAGCUCAAGUGCCACCCUCGGCAGGAGCAAGUGCUUUGGGAGGAAAGCUUGGAAGGUGACGUCAUAAUGUUCAAAGUUGAAGUCUGA